AUAAGAUUCUAAUAUAUGGGCACCUAAUCUCAGCUGGUCCGCCCGAGACCCCCUGAGCGCCAACCCUAGUCCCCCGCGCGGUCCCAUUUCCGCUCCAACAAGAUGAAAGAAACUAUCAUGAACCAGGAGAAACUCGCCAAACUGCAAGCACAAGUGCGCAUUGGUGGGAAAGGAACUGCUCACCGAAAGAAGAAGGUGGUUCAUAGAACAGCUACAGCAGAUGAUAAAAAACUUCAGUUCUCCUUAAAGAAAUUAGGGGUAAACAAUAUCUCUGGUAUUGAAGUGAAUAUGUUCACAAACCAAGGAACAGUGAUCCACUUUAACAACCCCAAAGUUCAGGCAUCGCUGGCAGCGAACACUUUCACCAUUACAGGCCACACUGAGACAAAGCAGCUGACAGAAAUGCUACCCAGUAUCUUAAACCAACCUGGUGCAGACAGUCUGACUAGUUUAAGAAGACUGGCUGAAGCUCUGCUCAAACAAUCUGUGGAUGGAAAAGCACCACUUGCUACCGGAGAGGAUGAUGAUGAUGAAGUUCCAGAUCUUGUGGAGAAUUUUGAUGAAGCUUCCAAGAAUGAAGCAAACUGA
Molecule: messenger RNA, 588 nt
Organism: Neogale vison (American mink)
Lineage: Eukaryota; Metazoa; Chordata; Mammalia; Carnivora; Mustelidae
Product: transcription factor BTF3-like
Exons: 1
Coding region: 103-588 (161 amino acids)
Cellular component (GO): cytosol; nascent polypeptide-associated complex
Source: RefSeq, a predicted model, not a curated record